GGGGAGAGUAGAACUGUAAGUCCGGCAAAAAAAAAAAAAAAAAAAAAAAAGGUGAGCCGUUGGCUUAUUUUUGUAGCUGUUUGAUUUUGGUCAUCCUGCUUCCUCGCCGCCGCACCUAACGACUUUAUGUCACCUUUGUAACUCUUGCUCUUCCUCAAGAAAACCAUCAAUACCUCUCAUCAUGCUGUGCUCCGGCUUGAAAACCACUGAUACCUCUCACGAGUCACGACAAUGUGCUCUCGCUUUCUCUGAGAAUUAUCGGCCUCCGCCUCUCCUCUAACCUCCGCCGUCGUCGAGUCUCAAGCAAAAAAAACCCUAAACUUUCUAUUUCGCUGUUCGUCUCCAGAUGUGGGAAUGUCCUGCGUUUUCGAAAUCGAUAGCGGUACAGUCUGAUUCGUUACCAUUACAUCGGGGGACCCUUUCCGUCUAUGGUGAUCACGGCGGAAGGAAUUGGUACGAAAAGGAGUUUUGUUGAAACGCAGGCAGGAUUUUUCUUUCCCGAUGAAGCAAAAGUUGAGGAACUUAUGAAUUUACUGAAGGAAAAGCAAAUCGGUGUUGUUGGUGUUCUUACUUCUGCACAAAAUCAUUGGGUUUACUUCAUGACCAACUAGGUUUUACGGAGAUAUACAAAAUCAACCUUUACGUAUCUUCUUCAUCUAAUAUUUUUAAGUAAAUAGUGACUUUACAUGAGAAUUAUUGAAUGUUGGUGUGUACAGAAACCCAUCAUCGGUUUGUUUGCCAAUUCAUUUAGAAUUUGGGCUUCAGCCAAAGUAAUCCGUCUAAAGAUCCGUAUUCAAUUUCAGUUUAGGUUUAUUAGAGUUGAGUUUGAUGAUGAAUAUGGAACUUCCGCUGAGAAACAUGGGAAUGUAAGUACCUUUCUUUUAUCUCGGUUCUAAUUUGUUGAAAUAUAAAGUAUGUGUGGAUUUGUGUAGGUAAAUUAUGUGAAUGUGUAUAAAAGUUUGUUAAUUUUAGAAGAAUCGUGUUAUGAUUUGCUUCUUCUUCCCUAAAAUUCGGGAUCAGUUUUGUGAAAUUCUUCCUCAAUUGAUAUUGGAGUCGGUUUUGCAGGUUAGGCAAGUUUUAGAGCUUGCAUACAUCCUGCUUAAUUCUUAAUUCAUGAUUUUUGAUGCACGAAAAUGUUAAUUUAAUUUUAAUGACUUAUAAACAGGUUUUCUUCAUAUCCCCUAGUUUAGACUUACUGUAAAUAUAAAACGCAACACAUAAAUAAAAAUUCUAAAAACAAUGCUACAUACACUCAAACUCGAUGUGUAACUGUCUAACAAUAUUUGGCCCAUAUUUACCGGUCAAUAUCAACCACAGGUUUUUAGGCUGAAUUUGACCGAAAAUCAUUGAAACCUAAACAACUAGAAUUAACCUCUUCAAAUUGAUCUGUUCAAACUUCAUUUUCUAGUGGUGCUUACUUUUUCUGAAACCCUUGAUUUGGUCACAUUUACCACAAAUUUAAUUUGUAACUAUAUUCCCAAAUCUUAAUUCCGCUUUUAAAAGUAGAAAUCAGAAUUAUCCAACACACGAAAAGUUCUACUCUCUCUAUACCUAAAUGGCAAUACAUGCAAUAUCCCUAUCCCAUGAAGCAAUAUAGACCAUGGCGGAGUCCCACCCUCGGAAGCUUCCACAGGAGAUACUUUUAUUCCAGAUACUACCAAGGAUGCCGGUGGAAGCUCUACCCAGUUUAAUGUGUGUUUGCAAGAAAUGGUAUUUGUUCCUAAAAUCGGGUGCUUUUGCCAGCGCAUUAAUCGAUGAUCAUGAAAAUCACCACAAACACCUCGUAUUACCUACCACCGAUGGAUAUACAUUCUGUAGCAUAGACUGCGAAGCACCUAAAGAUGGUUUAACCAUGGGACGUUUUCCAUUUCUUUUACCAAUUAAUAUGAGGCACAUGAUAAACAUAUCGAUUUUAACAUCUGUGCAUGGACUGUUAUGCUUAGGUACAAUCAAGCACGAAAAUCCUGACAUAUAUUCUGAUCUAACUUUAUGGAAUCCUUUCACAAAUGACGAUAAGCGUCUGUCUAAAAUGAGUUGCGAUACACAAGGUAUAUUUGGGUUGUAUUAUAUCUCUAGUGAUGACGACUACAGGCUUCUAUAUGUAACCCAUCAUCCCAAUAUUUAUAUAUACUCGGUAAAAUCAGACUCAUGGAGAAAUGUUGAGUCAACUGAGGACUUUAAACAAAGUGCUUCCGACUGGACUGAACCUGGAAAUUACUGGACUAAACCUGGAGAUUACUGGGAGCAUCCAAGUCAUUUUCUAUUGAAUGAAAAACUCUAUUUCUUAAAACAAGUUGAAACAGAACCAGAAAGCUUUAUUCGGUCUUAUUCUGUUAUGAGAUUCGACACAAAAACUGAAAAGUUCACAGAGAUAGCAAUGCCCUCUUUCGGAAAUCAAAUGACCAACUGUUUGGGUUUCAUGGUUCUAAAAGGAUGCGUCCACUUCUGUGUCGCCAUUCUCAUUGAGGAAGAAAGUUAUAUGUCAAGCGAAUAUUGUAAUGAAAUGAUCGAGUUGUGGAAGAUGGAUGGAGAUGGAGAUUGGACGAAGGUGUUAACUUAUGGCCCAAUCUCGUUUUUUCCAUGGAGUAAAUCGCUAAUACACUUGAUGAGAAACGGAAAUUUGCUCAUUCAUGCUGGAAGUAAUGUUUACGAAUUAGAUAUGAAGAAGAACACCAAAGAAAUAGUGUUUACGUGUGAAGAUAUGGAUUCCAAAAUCUCUCCAAUAGGGAAAUACAUCGAGUCUACAGUGUCACUCAACAAUGACGUAGUAUCCAAAUGGUUUUUUACAAUAAAUGGGUUAGAGUGGUGUAGUGUUAGAUCGUGGAAGGAGUAUGAGGCAUAUGAGAGAUCUAUGAUUGAGAAAUAUGGGGAGGACAUCAUUCAGCAUACAGGGGAUAAUGUGGAGUUGUGGAAACAAAGUCAGGUAGGGAAAAGGAAGAGUCAUGUUUUUGGAAUAGGAUACUCAGAUCUUAAAUUUGUAGCGACAGGGAGACCUUCUUACGGGUGUGCCAUGUCAUCCUUUGACUACACGCAGUUGCAGCAGCAGGUACAAGAGUUGCAAAUACAAAUAGAAAUGGAACGAAAAGCACGAGAAAAAUUACAAGCACAGAUAUUGGAACUUACGAGACGAUUUAAUAACCACCCUGGAAAUCCACCAAACCCAUCCUAGUUCAUCAUCCAUCUUGGAAGGAAAUGUGGCUAAUCCUAGUCUCCAAUUCGUCUCUUCUUGAUCUCAAAUUUUAGGGAAUUACUCUCUGUCUCCUUCUUAACACUCUCUCUUCCAUUUUUGGUGAAACAAAAAAUACAAGGUCAUGUACUAUGUUCCGUUACUAAGUUACACUAUGGAAUCAAGUUUCUUAAAAAGAGAAUAAUGGCUUAUAUCA
Lactuca sativa (garden lettuce) is the source of this 3383-nucleotide messenger RNA. RefSeq lists its product as uncharacterized. The record is from RefSeq and is a predicted model, not a curated record. Gene Ontology annotation, molecular function: protein binding. NCBI's taxonomy places the organism in Eukaryota, Viridiplantae, Streptophyta, Magnoliopsida, Asterales, Asteraceae.